Molecule: messenger RNA, 1440 nt
Organism: Blastomyces gilchristii SLH14081
Lineage: Eukaryota; Fungi; Ascomycota; Eurotiomycetes; Onygenales; Ajellomycetaceae
Exons: 1
Coding region: 962-1324 (120 amino acids)
Source: RefSeq, a predicted model, not a curated record
CCCAACGGAUGGCCUUUUUGGGGGGGGGGGGGUGCGCUGCCCGCUUAUUGGGCUGUAGCCAUUGGGCGACAACGGAGGGGGGUCAGCCUUCUGCACAAGGGGUGGGACAGGGAGGCGGCCGCCUCGGCAGGGUUUAGCGGGCUAGUCAAAAGCCCUUGAGCGCUAGGCUGGGGACUGUUACUGGCGGCCCUUUUAGGGCUUGGUUAUGGGGCUCCCUGGCUGCGGAGACCCGGUCCCCUUCGAGCCUGCUGGAGCCCAAGCGUCGAUUGUUGGCUUGGCCAGCCCCAUCGAAUGACAACACCGCUCGAGAAAAGCAGUAACUAAUAAAAAAUAUAGAUAAAAAAAAAAAAAAAAAAAAAAAAGCAACGUUCUCUACGGAAAACUCAAAACAGACAUCUAGGAGAUCGCGACAUCGCUAACGUUUACCUGCUUGAGACUUGAUGAAAGGGGUUUCAAGUUCGAAAAUGUUUUGAGCCCUACGUUGUGCCCAAUAAUGCAAUGCACGUAUCUGUUUCGAGAGAGGCUGAGCCUGCUGCCCUUCCAUGUCAUGAAUCAUCGGAAUGAAGUUGUUGACUCGUUGGCCAGCCCAAUCCCAUUUCAACAGCGAAGAGUCCCCAGGCAACUGAUAACCUCUGAGAAACUCGAUGAGAACAGGGCAGUUGAUUUAUCAGGUUUGUUCUACGCAGUAGGUGUUGACCGACGGGCCGCUGGGCAAAACCGUUAUUAUUGAUGAAGAAAUUUAAAAAUUAAAACGACCAACGGCUCACCAAAAUAUCUUAGCAAGUGUCUGCGGUCAAGUCUACCAUUUACGACUAGAUCGGAAUAACCCAACCCGUGCAUGUUUCGAUGUUAUGCAGUGGAAGAUUCCAUGACACUUGUAUGGGCUCUCUCUCAGCCAUUGUAAAAGUCCAUACAUCCUCACGGGAUUCUAGCCAACUUCCCUAACCAAAACCUAAGAUCGAUGGGCCCGCGAAGUUGGUACACUCCCGUUUCCCAGGGACGGACGUCGCCCUGGAUAUGCUGCAGAGGAAUGAAUCAUAUAUCAUAUCCAGCUCAACGACUUCCUUCCUGCUAUCAGCAUCCUCCUCCUUCCCCCAGGGAAAACUGUUGGAAUUUUUUGAGUAAAAUCCAAUGCGGGCGACGGCUCCACAGAGCCUCCCAGAACAAACAUGAUGCUGAUGCCAUGACUUCUUCCCCACAUAGCUCCCCGAGGAUUCGAGAAAUCUCGACAUUAGACGGAUUUUGCAACCACUGCGCUCACGAAAUACUUGGCGCACAUAGAAUCCUAUUAUUGCUUAGUUGCCAAGUACACCGCGGAUUUUAAUAACCAUCAUGUAAUUAUUAAAUCACACUAUCUGAAGGACUUGUAAAAUAAAAUCUCGGUGUAUUAUAGAGACAGCAUGAAUAUAUUUUAAUUCAAUGCAAAUCUUGGCUGUUGAA